AUGGUGUUUACUCAGUUUCAUGCUCAAGUCAAAGUAUUUCGAACUGAUAACGGAGGCGAAUAUGUAAAUAGCACUUUGGCAUCUUUCUUCUGUGCUCAAGGUUUUAUUCACCAAACGACAACCCCAUUUACUCCUCAGCAGAAUGGUGUGUUCGAAUGCAAGAAUCGUCAGUUACUUGAAGUUGCCCGCUCCCUUAUGUUGGACAUGUCUGUUCCCCAUCAUCUUUGGGGGAAUGCUGUUUUAUCUGCUGCAUAUUUGAUUAAUCAUACUCCUAGUCGAGUUCUUGAUUUCAAGACUCCACAUGAUGUGUUUGGUGACCAUGUUUCCCUUGUCUUAAUCUCCAAGUUGCCCCAUAAAGUUUUUGGGGGUAGAGGGGGGAGUGAAUUGGAGAAUAAUGUGUUUGAAGAUGCUGCUCUCGGGAAGGAAACGACAUGUCGCACUGAAGCAAGUGACCAGUCACCCAUAUCUGAAGAUGAAACUUGUGGUCCCUGUGAAGAAAUGACUGAUUGCCCUUUGGAACUCGAUCAGUCGCCCAUAUAUGAAGAUGAAGCAGGUGCUCUCGGUGUCGAAACGACCGGUCACACUGAAGCAAGUGACCAGUCGCUUGUAUAUGAAAAUAAUGACAAUGAUUCUUGUAUGGAUGAGUUCGAUGCAAUACCCCCUUCUGUCCUGCCAGUGCCCCAAUUUAUUCGUGAUAGUGAAUCAUGUGAGGAUGAUUUAUCUAACCCCAAAUGGAUGGAUGCCAUGAAUGUUGAAAUGGAUGCCUUGAACAAGAAUAAAACAUGGGAUUUAGUUCCUUUACCACAAGGGAAGAAAGUUGUUAGAUGCAGAUGGGUGUUUAUUUUGAAGCAUAAAGCUGAUGGUUACAUUGACCGUUACAAGGCUAGAUUGGAGAAGAUUUACAUGGAUCUCCCUCCUGGUAUUCCUGUAACCUCUAAGGAGGGUGUUGUGUGUAAGUUGCAAAAGUCUUUAUAUGGGUUGAAGCAGUCUCCAGGAGCGGGGUUUGGGAGAUUUGCAGCAUCUAUGAAGAAAUUUGGGUAUGUGCAGAGUAACCCAGACCAUACUUUGUUUCUAAAGCGUCAUAAAGGUAAAUUGAUAGCUUUAAUUAUUUAUGUUGAUGAUAUGAUUGUGACUGGAGAUGAUCAGGCAGAAAUGCAAAAUCUUCAGAAGUAUCUGGCUUCCGAGUUUGAGAUGAAGUCAUUGGGUGAUUUGAAGUACUUUCUUGAGAUUGAAGUUGCUAGAUAUAAACAUGUGAGUGUAGUGAGUCAGUUUAUGCAUUCUCCUAGUGAAGAUCAUAUGAGUGUUGUGAUGUGCAUAUUGAGGUAUUUGAAAGUAACUCCUGGAAAAGGGUUAAUGUUUUGCAAGUAUGGUCAUACAGAUGUAGAAGGGUAUACAGAUGCUGAUAGGGCUGGUUCAGUUAUUGAUAGACGUUCUACGUCUGGGUAUUUCACAUUUGUUGGUGGUAAUCUUGUUACUUGGAGGAGUAAAAAGCAAAAAGUGGUGUCUAGGUUUAGUGCCAAGGCCGAGUACCGUGGGAUGGCUCAAGGUGUGUGCGAGUUACUAUGGUUGAGAAGAUUGUUGAGAGAUCUUGGGUUUGGACCCCAGAAACCCAUGGAUUUGUAUUGUGAUAAUAAAGCUGCAAUUGCAAUUGCGCAUAACCCUGUACAAUACGAUCGUACAAAGCACGUGGAGGUUGAUCGACAUUUUGUUAAAGAGAAAUUAGAUGCUGAAAUUAUUUAUUUUCCGUUUAUAUCAUUCGAGUAUCAACUGGCAGAUGUUCUUACGAAAGCUGUCUCUACUAUGGUCUUUCUCAACUUGCUUGACAAGUUGGGCAUGUGUGACAUCUUUGCUCCAACUUGA
Molecule: messenger RNA, 1860 nt
Organism: Prunus armeniaca (apricot)
Lineage: Eukaryota; Viridiplantae; Streptophyta; Magnoliopsida; Rosales; Rosaceae
Source: the annotation of a GenBank genome assembly